UUAAAAUAAAUAUAUUUAUUUCAAUAAAAAAAAUCACAUUGUUUUAUCGAUCAAACUCAUCUGCCAUAUUGUAGGCGGUUUCUUGAACAACAUUUCAAUUAUAAUUUGCACACAUUGAUAAAUUCUAAAAUCCAUCAUGCCAAAAGCGAUCAAUGUGAGGGUUAUGACUAUGGAUGCUGAGUUGGAGUUUGCCAUCCAACCUAACACCACAGGGAAGCAACUGUUUGAUCAAGUUGUCAAGACUAUAGGACUGAGGGAGAUUUGGUUUUUUGGUUUGCAAUACGUCGAUACCAAAGGCUUUACCACGUGGCUCAAACUCAACAAAAAAGUAUUAACACAAGAUAUGAAAAAAGAGAUUCCAUUACAGUUCAAAUUCAGGGCUAAAUUUUUCCCCGAGGAUGUUUCCGAGGAGCUAAUACAAGAGAUCACCAAAAGAAUGUUUUACCUGCAAGUCAAGGACGCCAUUCUCAGCGACGAAAUAUAUUGCCCUCCCGAAACAUCGGUCCUUUUAGCCUCUUACGCGGUCCAUAUCAAAUACGGCGAUUAUAACUCAGACGUGCACAAACCCGGCUUUCUCUCCAACGAUAGACUGUUGCCACAAAGAGUUUUCGAUCAACACAAACUAAGCAGGGAACAAUGGGAGGAAAGGAUCAUCAAUUGGUAUGCCGAGCACCGGGGCAUGUUGAGAGAGGACGCCAUGAUGGAAUACCUCAAAAUAGCUCAAGAUUUGGAGAUGUAUGGUGUCAAUUAUUUCGAGAUCAAAAACAAAAAAGGCACCGACCUAUACCUUGGUGUAGAUGCUUUAGGCUUGAAUAUAUACGAGAAAGAUGAUAGGUUAAAUCCAAAAAUCGGUUUUCCUUGGAGUGAAAUCAGAAACAUAUCAUUCAGCGAUAGACGUUUCGUAAUCAAACCCAUUGACAAAAAGGCUCCCGAUUUCAUCUUUUUCGCUCCCCGCCUAAGAAUCAACAAGCGUAUUCUGGCGCUUUGCAUGGGUAACCACGAAUUGUACAUGAGGAGGAGAAAACCGGACACCAUAGAGGUUCAGCAGAUGAAGGCCCAGGCUAAGGAAGAAAAGGUGGCCAAGGAACAGGAUAGGGCCCGUCUUCAGAAAGAAAAACAGGCCAGAGAAGAGGCCGAACGGAUAAGAGGAGAAUUAGAAAAGAGACUGAUGAAGAUGGAAGAAGAAUUUAAACGGCUACAAGAAUGUCUUAAAGAAUCGCAAGAAAAGACGGAAAAACUAGAAGAACAGUUCGAGGAUGCCGAGAAAAGGUCCAGGCAACUCGAGGAAGACAGACGUAAGCUGGAAGAAAAGAAAAUGCUAGCCGAACAGUCGGCCCACUUGGAAAAGGAGGAGAGAGAGCGAUUGACAGCAGAAGCUGAGGAAGCCCUGCGAGGCAUCCGCGAGAAGGAAGCGGAAAUGGCCCGGGUUGAAGAAGAUCGAAGGCGCUUACGUGAAGAACUGGCUCAAUCUAAGCGAUCCCAAGAGGAAGCACAACACGCCCUCUUGCGAGCCCAUUUACAACCACCUCCCGAAUCCCACAUGAAUAACGAAGGAGGGUCUCUUAAAGACGAAGAUGAGGACGACUACGAAGAUGAUGGGAAGUAUCAUAAUGGGAACGGGAUGGCCAAUGGUCGGGCGAUGGGGGGAGAUCUAAAUUACAACGAAAACAUGAUGAAUAACGACGAAUACAGACAAGAAGAGUUCCGCGUCACACAGUUAGAAAAAAACGAAAAAAUCCAAUCUCAAUUAAAAUCACUAGGUGCCGACCUAGCCGUUUCAAAAGACGAAGAAAAAAUAACCAAAAACGAUAUGAUCCACACGGAAAAUGUCAAACAAGGCAGGGACAAAUACAAAACUCUUAGACAGAUCAGACAGGGAAACACCAAGAUGAGAGUCGAUAUGUUCGAAUCUAUGUAGAGCCCACCCUUCAGAAUUGCUGCCUCCAAAUUUUUUUAUAUAUAAAAUUCACUACCAGAUACAUCUUUUUCUUUACAAAUGAGAUAUUUCUUUGAGGGUACUAAAUUAACACUAUUCCAUUUUACAAAAAGUUUUUUUUUAUUCAAACCGCGGAAUAUCAAUUUUUUAUUAUAAUACCAUUUUCUCUCCUCAUACUUUACCUGUUAUUUUAAAUAUUUAAUUCUAAUAUUUAAUAUUCCUACUCUAAAUCUCGCUCAUUUAAUAAUAUGAAGAAUAGAUUUAUUAUUAUUAUUAUAUAGAUUUUUUAAAUUUUUUUUUUUUAUGUUGCGUUAAACCAAACACAUUGUGCCUAAAAUAAUUUAGAAAUUAUUGUUUUAAAACAAGUGCUUUGCCAGAGAUAAAUAUUUUCCACAAAAUGGGUUCUUUAACCGUAAACAAUUUUUAAGAAACAUAGUUUUGUUAUGGGGGCUGCUCAUUUGACCGAUAUGAAAACUGCGAUAAUUUCUACCAAUAUCAAAAUUGAUCAUUUUUUUUAUAUAAAAAUCAAAGUAAAAUUGAAGUAUUGCAAACCUUUUGACCAUAUUUAAGGAGACAUUACAUUUUGUGUUCAUUUCUCAACAAUUCAUACUUAAAUUACCUUUAUAAAAAAAUGUUUUUUUAUAAAAAAAAAAAUUAUAUUUAUAAAAUAAAAAUUAAAUAUUUUGUAAUUUUUUUUGCUAGAUUUAAUUAUUGUAAAUAUAUAAAUUAUGUAUUAUUAUAUAUAUAUAUAAAUUAUCCAUCCAAUUUAAAAUUUUCUUGCCUACAACCAACAAUUUUUAUAUUGAAAUUAAUUAAAAAAGGUAAUUUUUUUUAUCUUUUCUUACACAACGUUAGUUUAAAUUUAAGAUUAUUUAUAAAAGUUAUUUUGAAAUAAUUUUUUAAAAGAAUAGUUAGCCAAGUGCGGUAAUUCAUUCAUGAGAGACCCAAUAAUUCCAUAUUUAUUUUUCAAACUUAUUUUUCGUUUUUAAUUAUAUUCCGACAUUUAAUCAUUCACAUUCAUCAUAUCAACUAUUACUUCUUAUGUUUUUUCAAAUUAUACAUUUUUUUUUUAUCAUUCUCUCUUUUAUAAAUACGAUAAGAAGAUUUAAAUAAAUAGUAAGAUUGUUUUUUUCAUAAUAUAUUAUGUAGAACAGAAUUCAUAAAAUGAAAAUUUCAUCA
Molecule: messenger RNA, 3115 nt
Organism: Gordionus sp. m RMFG-2023
Lineage: Eukaryota; Metazoa; Nematomorpha; Gordioida; Chordodea; Parachordodidae
Product: radixin-like
Exons: 16
Coding region: 137-1918 (593 amino acids)
Biological process (GO): regulation of organelle assembly; positive regulation of early endosome to late endosome transport; regulation of cell shape
Cellular component (GO): microvillus; cytoskeleton; apical part of cell
Molecular function (GO): cell adhesion molecule binding; actin binding
Source: RefSeq, a predicted model, not a curated record